Messenger RNA from Elgaria multicarinata webbii, 6171 nucleotides. RefSeq names its product LMBR1 domain containing 2 (gene LMBRD2). Gene Ontology annotation, biological process: adrenergic receptor signaling pathway. Gene Ontology annotation, cellular component: membrane. NCBI's taxonomy places the organism in Eukaryota, Metazoa, Chordata, Lepidosauria, Squamata, Anguidae. The record is from RefSeq and is a predicted model, not a curated record. The transcript is spliced from 19 exons. Bases 341 to 2428 code for a protein of 695 amino acids.
GGGGCCGUGACUAGGUGACGACGGCGGCGAGCGAUUGGGCGAAGCAGGAAAUGUCAGACGCCUCCGUGGUUCGGCUGGGAGCCGGCUUAAAGCUUUCCUGUGGAGAUCCGGGUCGCUGCCUGAGGAGGGGAGUCCUGGAGCCGCGCUUGAAGGAGUCCCGCUGAGGGGAGCAGUCGUUUGGGGACGGAGGGAAGCGGCGCCCUGCAGUGGCUCCGGCUGACAGGCGCGGGCGAGAGACGCGGAGAGAGGAUGGGGGCGAGGAGAGGCCUGGCCGCGUCAGUGCUGACUGUGACCCUCUUCUAAAUGAGCUAUACAUUCUGGUUGGAGUCAGAGGACAAUAAUGAGUGGUGCAGCUUUGGGCAUUGAGAUAGUUGUUGUCUUCUUUCUGGCAUUAGUCAUUCUACAUCGGUAUGGAGACUUUAAAAAACAACACAAGCUUGUGAUUGUAGCAACACUACUAGCUUGGCAUCUUUGUUUUCUCAUAAUCUUCAUAUUGCCUUUGGAUGUCACUACGACUAUAUACAAUCGAUGUAAACAUGAUGCCAAUGAAUCAUACACUCCUCCUCCCGUCAACAGUGGGUCACCACUGCAGCAACAAUAUGCUAGAAAACCAGAAUGCUUCAAGCCAUGGAGCUAUAUUCCUGAUGGAAUUAUGCCCAUCUUUUGGCGUGUAGUAUAUUGGACAUCACAGUUCUUGACAUGGAUUCUGUUACCCUUUAUGCAGUCGUAUGCUAGGUCAGGAGGCUUUUCUAUUACUGGAAAGAUUAAAACAGCACUAAUUGAAAAUGCUAUCUAUUAUGGGACAUACCUUCUGAUUUUUGGAGCUUUCUUAAUAUAUGUGGCUAUAAAUCCAAACAUCAGCCUGCAAUGGAAUCAACUUCAGACAAUUGGAAUAGCUGCUGCCAACACCUGGGGGCUCUUCCUCCUAGUGUUGCUGUUAGGGUAUGGCCUAGUUGAAAUUCCACGCUCUCACUGGAAUGGAGCCAAGAAAGGUUACCUUCUCACUAAGACUUAUUUCAAAGCUGCUAAACUGAUGACUGAGAAAGCAGAUGCAGAAGAAAACUUGGAGGAUAUUAUGGAGGAGGUCCGCAAAGUGAACGAAAGCAUCAAAUACAAUCACCCUUUGAGGAAAUGUGUGGAUACCAUAUUAAAGAAGUGUCCUACUGAGUAUCAGGAAAGAAUGGGUAGAAACAUGGAUGACUAUGAAGAUUUUGAAGAAAGGCCCAAUACUUAUCCAACAGAGAAAAGCCUGGCCAAACUUCAUAAGCAGGUCAUUUAUUCGGUUCAAAGGCAUCGUCGUACACAGGUCCAGUGGCGAAUUCUUCUGGAGCAAGCUUUUUACCUGGAGGAUGUGGCAAAAAAUGAAACCAGUGCCACUCGGCAGUUCGUUCAUACUUUUCAGGCUCAAGAACCUGAAAACAAAAUUACCCGAUAUCUCUAUACACCUACUGUUGAAUGGUAUUGGGAGUGUCUUCUGAGACCGUGGUUUCACAGGAUUCUCGCCAUUAUUUUGGCCACAUUUUCUAUCAUUGUUGUGUGGUCGGAAUGCACGUUUUUCAGUCCAAAGCCAGUUCUGUCCCUGUUUGCAGUCUUCAUACAACUAGCAGAAAAGAGUGACAACUAUUUCUAUAUAGAGAUGGCCUGCUUCUUUACCAUCUUUUUCCUCAGUAUCUGUGUUUACUCUACCGUCUUCAGGAUCCGUGUGUUCAACUAUUAUUAUUUAGCUUCGCACCACCAGACAGAUGCAUAUAGUUUGCUUUUCAGUGGCAUGCUGUUCUGCCGUUUGACUCCUCCGCUAUGUCUGAAUUUUUUGGGCUUGACUCAUAUGGAUUCAGCAUUUUCUCAGAAACACACUGAUCAGCAAACUGCAUAUACAUCUAUUAUGGGAUCCAUGAAAGUGUUGUCCUUCAUUGCAGAUGGGUUUUAUAUCUAUUAUCCCAUGCUGGUUGUCAUUCUCUGUAUUGCUACUUACUUCAGUUUAGGAACUCGGUGUUUGAAUCUUCUGGGAUUCCAGCAGUUCAUGGGAGACAAUGAGAUGACCUCAGACUUAGUCGAUGAAGGGAAAGAGUUAAUCAGAAGAGAAAAAAGAAAAAGGCAAAGGCAAGAAGAUGGUGAAAAUAGGAGAAGGGAGUGGAAAGAACGCUAUGGAAACAACCGUGAAGAUUCAGCUAGAAACAGAAACGUUCAAGCAGACCAAAAAGAGUCUAGUUUCACAGAGACUAACACAAACAGAUCGGUAGCCUCUAAGUACACCAGGUCAAAUGGGAGGAAUGAAAGGGAUAGAGUUGAGCUUCUCCAGGAUGCAGAACCUCUGGACUUUAACGCUGACACAAUCAGUGAAGAUCCUCUUGACUCUGAUUCAGGAAGGUAUCAACCUGGUGGAAGAUACUUGUCAAUGUCACGAAGCAGAAUAUUUGAUGAUGUCUAAACCCACAGAACUCUGAAUCUCUCAUCCAUUGCUUUGGGGAAUGCUCUUUCGGUAACACGUCCUGCAACCAAAACAACCUCACUUUACCAAAACAAACAGGAAUGUUGGAAGUAACGAACUUUUCCCCUUAAAAUGCACUUUGUAUAAUUAGUUGCCCAAUUUGUAACGGGCUCUAGCAUUGGUUUCUGAAACUGGGACCACCUCAGCAGUGCCUUUCCCAUCUUUUCCCUCAUUCCCGCAAAACCGCGCCACUGCUCCUACCAUGAUAUGGGAAUUGGGAACUAUUGGCACCUAGUAGUGUGGUAAGAGAGAAAGUUUGACACAGAAGAGAGUGGGGAAAGAAGAGAUUUGGGGGUGGGAAUGGGAUGCUAGACAGGGGGCAAAGGGGUUCUUGCCUUUUGGGGUCGGUCUUGUGGGUAUGAUCUCUUCUGAACUGGAAACCUUGCGUUAAAUUUUUUUAGAAGCCUCUCUGCUAGAAUUCACUUGUAUGCUGGCAGCCAUUGAGGCAUAGCGGUUUAUGAUUUUGUCUUUUACAAUUGGAUCAAGAAAAUAAUUCCAGCCUGUUAUAGGUUGAUUCAGUUUUAAAUAAAUGUAGGGCUCAAACAGACUGGUUAUUCAUACAUGUUGGAGGUUAUUUGGAUUUUCUUUUCUUUCUUUCUUUCUUUUCUUUUUGGAAGGCUCUUAGUUUUUAAGAAGGUAUCCUAAAAGUCUAAUGCAAUCAGGUCAUCCUACGUGCGGGUUUACGGACUACUUUCUAUUCAAACUGUGGGCGUGAUUGAAAAAGCCACUCAAGUUCUUAAAGAGCUGAAGAGAUUUUAAAUACAAGUUGGUACUUUUAUCCUCGGGAAUGCCUGCACAUAGAUCACCAGAAUAGAAAAUAAUUUCUGUCAGCAUUAUAUACAUAUGAAUGGCGUUGGCAUGCACAAUAGCAAAGACCGAAUAGAACCUUAAAUGUUCAUCAGCACUGAUUUAAAUUCAUAUAUGCUAGCAUCUGCUGCUGAGACUCUCUUCCAGCCAAACCAUGUUUAGUGGCUCUGAAUGUGCAAAUGUUUAAUCUUCGCUGCAGGCAAGUUCAUCAUAUCAAAAGUAUUGUACAGUUCACAUAGUUCUUGCAGUGUGUGUAACUGGACCCUUCCUUUUGAAGAAAUGAACUUCUAUAGCAUGAUUCCUUAUUGGUAAAUAGCACAGGUGAUGUCCCAAUUGCAUUGCCUUACAUACAUUUUUAUGAUAUCUGCACUUUUUGCAGUCAGUACAAAUUUUGCACUGCAAAAUAAUAAAUGCUUGCUCCAUGUCAGUCAGCAAAUAACAUUGAUAAAAAAAAUGUACAUAACUGCCUUCAUGAGUGCUGGGUGAAAAUACAGUGUAAACAGGCCCAGAGAAAAUCAAAAGCAAAUGUGGAAUGAUUUUGAGAAAAAUGUGCAUUUGUCAUUAAGUCAGCAUUGUUUGCUUUCUUGAAACUAAGGCUAGUGGUUAGGUGUGACCAUUCAUUGCAAUGCUAUGUGGGUGUAAAUAUCUACUCUGACCUAAUAGUGUGUUUCAUAUUCAAGGAUAAGCUGUUAGCAUAUUAUGAGAUUCUUGAGUUUUUUAGGAAAGCAAAAGAUUUGUGCACAUUGUGUACUGAAUAGUAAGGCGCGCACGCUGUUCAAAUUCCAUUGAUUUCGAUAGGAUUUAAGCAGCCUAAUGCUGCGUAGGACUGCAGCUUUAGGGCUUGUCUAGAAGUCACUAGAUAUAUGGAGCAACCACUGUUCUCUCACACUUCCUCAGAAUAUCUAGGGAAGAAAUCCGACAUCCCAGUUGCAGGAUGAUAUUUCCCCACCCACCCCAAACAACUGUUCAACCCUCUGAGGGUGUAUGGGAGGUCAGCAGGAGGACUUGCCUCCUCCCAUUCUCCCACUGAGGGGUACUUAAUCAGAUAGCACCCCAGGUAAACAAUACGUGAUGUACUGGGCACCCUCGCCUCCCAUCAUUGGCUAUUGGUCAUGAGGGCAGGGAAAUGUCAAAUACAGAAGUUGUAAGGCAGAGGUGGAAGCAAAGAGGCACGGGCUGGGGGCUGAUCCCUGUCUCUGACAAUGUUUAGUUAAGCCCUGAGCUUUCAUUUGGGGUGCGGGGGACAGUACUGAUAUGAUUCACGGUAGCUUCAGUGAAGUGUCAUUCCAUGUAAUGCAUAUGUUGAAAGUGAAUGGCUGUUGAAAGCAUGUCAUCUGUUCACAAUGGUUUGCAAUAUCAUUUUCAUGAAUGUUGGGAUUCCAUCCAAGACCAUACAGCUUACCCAAGUCCUAAAAUAAAUGGUCUAAUGCUGAAUCCCAGUGCAUACACUACUUUUGUAAAUCCAUUGGCUCCUUAUAUAGAUCCUAAGCAGAUAUAAAUCCCUUAAAAAUGGCACCGAAGUAAAGUUUUAAUAAAAUAACGUAGAGCUUUUAUCUCUGGAAAACACUGAUUGAAAAGGAAAUGUUGGGAAUUAUGGCUUUGGACAGGAUUUUCACAUGAUGAAAGUGUGUGUGAGAGAGAUUUUUAAAUUUUGCAGCUAACUAGCAAAAAUUUGCAGAAAUUAAACAUUUCAUCAGGAUUAGCAUCAGUUUAGUUUUAAUUUUAAACGUGUGUUUUGGAAAUCUCUUAGCUAUCACAGGGAGACUUAAACUUGCCGUUUCCAUUCUUUAAACAGUUAAGAAAAGUUACUUCAGAAAUAUCAAAUCCAUUUAGAACUAUUACGUCUGCUAUGUGUUUUUUAAUCCACAGGAGGAGGUCUGGUUAAUAUUUUUACUAGUUUACUUAAGCUUACAGCGAGUCUGCCGAAAGCUCACUAAGGAUUUGAUAGAAGACAUUGAUUGCUCAAAUGCUGCAUUGCAAAGUAGCAGCUCACCUCCUAUUAUGGAAGGCAAAUGCCUGAGCUUGCCUUGCUUAAACCGAUGGUUAUCAUAUGUUCUCGGGCGACUUUCAGUACAAGUGGAGGUGCAUUGGUAUUACCACAAAACAAACUGUGCCUCAUUAGAGUUCCCUUUGAGAAGGCUUUUUUGCUGCGAUAGUACUGUAUCCAGCACCCCUUUGGGGGAUUUGGCAGUGCUUUCAAAGUGAGGCCAGGCUGCUUUGGUGUAAGCAUGUGUAGGAUUCAGUCCCAGAGACUUACAUUGCAUGGUAUUGCUGAGAUUUCAGUGUCUUGCUCUUUUACACAUUGCUGUGGAACUUCAAGCCAAAGCAGAAGUAUUGAAAACAUUUUUGCUUUUUCUUAGGGUAGCGCAGUGAACCAAUUAAGUGGAUAACGCACAGAAAUGUAGUUUUUUCAAGUUGUCAGUUUCUAAAAUACUAACAGUACUAGGAUGCAACAGUGUUGAGAUUCUAUAGUGUGCAUGUUUGUGAUGCUGACAAAUACUUUGAAUUUGUAAGAAUUUUCUGGUAGCUGACAAUUGUGUGUUUUAUAAGAAUUUUAGAUUUCUUGUUUCAGCUCGAAUCUGAGGGGAUACGGUUUUCUUAGCAGCUGUAAUCAUGCAAGACUUGUAUUUGCCAUUGAUUUCUUUCCCUGUUAAUGCCUCAUGGUAAAAUACUUGUUGCUUUCCUAUUGGAAACAGCAGAAAUAAUUGCUUUGUAAACAGCAUUGGGGUUUGGAGUCUUGAACAGUGAGAUGUAUAUUUGCUGCCACUGUAUAAUUGUUAUUUAUAUAUAACAAGGGAUAUAUGAAUUACUGUCUGAUAAAUUAAUUUAAAUUGUAAUGCUGUAUAUUAGUUGGAAAUAAAAUUAACUUUAUUAUA